Branchiostoma belcheri (Belcher's lancelet) is the source of this 1143-nucleotide messenger RNA. RefSeq lists its product as uncharacterized. The record is from RefSeq and is a predicted model, not a curated record. Bases 147 to 914 code for a protein of 255 amino acids. The transcript is spliced from 7 exons. Lineage: Eukaryota; Metazoa; Chordata; Leptocardii; Amphioxiformes; Branchiostomatidae. Gene Ontology annotation, cellular component: cytoplasm.
CCUGUACGGACCACCUCACCGGGAACAGUGUUACAGCUGACUACGUGGUGAGGGCACCACACGGGCAACACUCAGGCUCAGCUUGCAGACGACAAGACACGAGCCAGACAAGAUAAACCGAGCAGAUCCACCCUCUUAAAGACACCAUGAGGAAGAGAAGCUCCUUCAGUCUUCUUUUACUUCAAAUCGCAGUACUGUGUUCAACAGGACAUACUCAUGACCAAGAAGACCAGCCUAAGGAAUGGCUCACGAAGAAUUUCUGUGACGAUGGCGAGCACAUGUUGGAGGUAGACUGGGACGGGUCAAAUGUUGAGUAUGAAUGUCCCGAGCCGACGUGGCCGGACCUCUCCAAAAAGGAAGUUGACAUCCCUCCAAUUGAAGAAUGUCAUGAAGUGAAGGAUCGGGCCUGGCAUUCCUGUCUAACGGAUGGACCCAUUGACUACCCGGACACAAUACCAACAAGUGGGAAGCACCGUCCCAUCGCGCCUGCGUACGGAGAGUACCGGUACAUCCCGCCCCAGAGAUGGGUGCACGCUCUGGAGCACGGUGCGGCGGUUUUCCUGUACCACCCUUGUGCCAGCCCUGCGCAGGUCAGCAAGCUGAAACACCUGGCCCGGGGCUGCCUGAGGCGUCACAUCAUCACCCCGUACAGGAAACUGGAACCAACCAGGCCUCUUGCCAUUGUAACGUGGGGCUGUAAGCUUGUGAUGCCGUACGUGGAUUGGGGCACGGCCGAGGAGUUUGUCCGGAAGCACGCUCUCCAGGCGCCCGAGCGCUUCAUGUGGAUGGACGGUCGCUACAAGGAGGCUCUCCUCGUACCGUCUGACGUGGUCCCCGGGUCAGACAAAAACGACAACGAACUCUGUGCGAACUUAGUCCCUGAGGAAAUAGACGACAGUUUGGACAUGUCUUGAUGUAAACAGUAUCCGUACUGUAUCCAGCACUUGUCAGAGAGAUUGCUCCUUGAAGUGCUGACUGUAACUUGCUCCAAAGGCAAAGAAAGCAUCUCCAGACGUUUGGUUGCCUCCUUGUGUUACAUUUGGUGUAGUUUAUUGACAAAUAUGUUUGCCUUGUCCACGCGUGACACAUCCUAUACCCUUCGUCAGUUUUGACAGCUGUAAGUGGCAUCCUACCACAUUUGCA